Molecule: messenger RNA, 411 nt
Organism: Sphenostylis stenocarpa
Lineage: Eukaryota; Viridiplantae; Streptophyta; Magnoliopsida; Fabales; Fabaceae
Source: the annotation of a GenBank genome assembly
AUGGUCGCUAUGUGUGUAAAGGUCCAUGCUUCCUUCAAAAGGUUGCAUGCAAUGCAAGUAACUGGACUUAAUUGUACACAAAUUGUGAGACAUCCAAAAAACUGUUCGAAAGAAAGGUUGAGAAAAACAAGGAGAGCACACAACUUCCCUUGCAUUCUCAUCAACAUCUCCAACUUCGGCGACUAUACUAAGACAAUAGCCCAUGCCUUUUUGCUUAGAAGGGUGUUCAUCAUAUUGGCUCAACAAAAGCCAUCGUCACUUGUGGUUCACACCAACGAAACUGGGAAAGAGAAGGAGAGAGAGUUGGAAGCACCUCUUCUACGCUGUGUUCGUGCUUCACAGAAGCAACACCCACAAGAACAAAGAACGGGAAAAGGCAUCAAUUCCAUAAUAGAGGGGCAAAUUGAGUAG